AUGCUUCACGGGUUGUACAACAACUGUAAUUGUUACAAUAACCCCUGCGGCAACAACAGUAACUACCCUUGGUCCUUCUCCGGGUACAUCGACGAUCCCACCUCCUUCUGGGUGCACAUCGGAUUGCACAAUGUCUGUAAUUAUCACCACGGUGCCAAGUCCUGGGAUCACAACAAUUACAACUCUUGGGCCUACGCCGGGUACUUCGACGAUCCCCCCUACCGCAGGAUGUCUCACGGACUUCGUUACAACAGUGCCAAGCCCUGGGAUCACAACAAUCACAACUCUUGGGCCUACGCCGGGAACGUCGACGAUCCCCCCUACCGCAGGAUGCUUAACGGACUGCACAACGACUAUAAUCAUCACCAUAACCCCAGCGGCAACAACAUUGACCACGCUUGUCCUGUCACAACAACUCGCGGGGCCAGCGCAACAACGCGAACAACCGAGGGUCCGACCGAAGGCACAACGACGAUUCCACCACCUACGGAUUGUACGACGAAGUGCGUAACUAGUAUCGUCAUUACGACAACCCCGAAAUGUACACUCAAACCGACCACUUUCCGGCUCGCUGCCACGGUGACCGCUGGCGCUCAAACCACUUGGGUUGUGCCAGCCUGCGCCACUGAAAUGCAAAUCGCCAUUGCCGGUGGCGGUGGUGGGAACGCCUACUUUGACGUCGGUGGAACCAUGCGAACAGGUGUAGGGGGCUUGAUUCGGGGAUCAAUUCCUGUGUCACCAGGACAAGUCAUCAGGGCCAUCGCAGGCGGCAAGGGAACUGGUCCAAAUGGCGGAACGAGUGCGUAUGGAAGGGGCGGAAACGGCAUCCCCGAAACCCAUUAUUUGACUGGAUGGGCCGGUGGAGGCGGCGGUGCAUCCGCCAUAUACCUUGACGGCGUCCUGCUAGCAGUCGCUGGCGGUGGAGGGGGUGACCGAUAUGCUGGCGGUACCUAUUUCCCCAACCUUGACUGGGUUUCAAUUCCUGGCUAUUUGUCAGGAACCUCGACCCAUACGUUCAAAUACACGGGACACUGGAUAUCAAAUGAUGAACAGUUGAUCACUGGAUACCAGACAUCCUGCGUUGAAAUGGAGGCCAAGGGAACCGCGAACUGGUGGGAAUUGGAUGACCAGAUGACUCCAGGCGGGUUUUAUUUCGUUGCCCAGGGAGGAUAUCCUGGUAUGAAUGGGCAACCCGGUGCCGGUGGUAAGACCUUCAUUAGGCGAUCCUUCAUGGUGCCCUACGCGAAGUAUACCUUUGGUAACCCAGGGAAUGGAAACAAUGGAGGGGAUGGGGUAAAAGCACCUGGAACCUGGUACCAGAGAAACACAAAGGUCACGUUCAGCGGAGGUUCAGGUGGUGGCGGUGGCGGAUACGGCGGUGGAGGCAGUGGAAGCACGCUCUGGUACACCUACACGAACACGGAUCCAGCGUAUGCGUCCAUAAACAAUAUGGGGUCGGUAAUCGGACUCGGAGGGGGCGGCGGUGGGAAUUUUCGUUCCCCCAAACUCUCAACCUCUUCUGCAACCUUGGAACAACCUGGAAUGUUUGCAGGAACGGCGAAUGUAACAUUUACGUAA
This is a messenger RNA of Drechmeria coniospora, 1578 nucleotides long. RefSeq lists its product as uncharacterized. The transcript is spliced from 4 exons. NCBI's taxonomy places the organism in Eukaryota, Fungi, Ascomycota, Sordariomycetes, Hypocreales, Ophiocordycipitaceae. The record is from RefSeq and is a predicted model, not a curated record. The coding region runs from base 1 to 1578 and encodes 525 amino acids.